AUGGUUCAUAUAGGACUAUUCAACACAGCACCAGGGCAGUCAGAGAAUCUAACCCAAGCUUGUGGAACUCCAGGGUAUGUAUCUCAUGAACUCCUCAACCAGAAGUACGGCAAAGAAACAGAUCUGUGGAGCCUUGGUGUGAUCACUUACACCAUGCUAUGUGGGUACCCUCCCUUUUACAGUGAGUCCAUUACCGGGUUGUUCAACGCCAUCAAACGGGGGAAAUACAAUUUUGAUACUUCCCAUUGGGAUGGUAUCUCGAGCUUGGCAAAGGAUUUUAUAAACAAGUUGCUGAGAAUCAAUCCAAAGAAACGGAUGUCAGGUGAACAAGCGUUAGAUCAUCCAUGGAUAAGAAAGUACACAGCUGAGGAUGAAUCAGAAGGAGAAACAACCAAAUCAUCCAGUUAA
Molecule: messenger RNA, 408 nt
Organism: Bolinopsis microptera
Lineage: Eukaryota; Metazoa; Ctenophora; Tentaculata; Lobata; Bolinopsidae
Product: calcium/calmodulin-dependent protein kinase type 1B-like
Exons: 1
Coding region: 1-408 (135 amino acids)
Biological process (GO): cellular response to oxidative stress; protein phosphorylation
Molecular function (GO): ATP binding; calcium/calmodulin-dependent protein kinase activity
Source: RefSeq, a predicted model, not a curated record